Molecule: messenger RNA, 2600 nt
Organism: Dermacentor andersoni
Lineage: Eukaryota; Metazoa; Arthropoda; Arachnida; Ixodida; Ixodidae
Molecular function (GO): serine-type endopeptidase inhibitor activity
Source: RefSeq, a predicted model, not a curated record
UACCCCAAGAUUGCUGAUCUCAUUAAAAUUAACCUGGAGAAUGCCACUACGACGCCCCUCGUAGCCCACUACACCGGUUCGAGACGUCAAGCCAUACAAUUUUUAAAGAGCAAAAGCAAACGCAUAUUUCUUGGAGAAAUUUGGAGGACGCUCAAGCUUCGCCUUUAAGAGUGGAACGUGCUAAAUUUCAAAGGCUGCUUGUCACGCUUCCCGGCAACCGCAGCUUUCUUGUGGUUGCGCGGAGGCGAGCGCGAUAGCGUCGUUGCAAGGAACCGAGCGGGCCGCGCCGCUCGGAAAAGGGGUUUGUGUUUGAGUUUCUGCGUAACAGAAUUAUGUUUUCUGGUAUAUUCAAAUUGAACUCUGACGAUAUCAUGUCUGUAGGUUGCGUUUAGGUCGUACUUUACGAUUUUUCUGGCGUAUUUUACUUUGAGGAGUUCAAUGAGUUCAGUAACGCCUCCGCGCCACGCGGAGGGCCUGCGUGGUUGUGGUUCGGAAUGAUUUUACGGCAAGCGAUGUCCGACGCCGACAUUUGAUUUUUUUCCUUUUUCUUUUUUUGCUACGCAGGGCCCUUAACGCUAUCAUGUUAAUAUAUUCAUUGGAGGAAAAAGAAUCAAGCUCGAGGCCCUCAUGCUCACGCACCGCACGCCUGUUCGGUGCUCGCGCAGCUCAAGCAGGACGUGCGCAUUCGUUUUGCCGAGCCUUGCUUGCGUCGAGCAUUACAGCGUCCAGAUACACGCAGAAUGUCUUCGUCGCAGAAGGUCAGCUCGAGUUCCGUGAAGAAACACGCCUGUGCCGCGGCGAAGGAGGCUCCCGCGUGGACCGAUGCUUCGAGGAUACAGCUCGGCUCUGUCAAGAUCUGCUGCUUGCUGUUAGUCCUAACAGUAAUGACUGUGGCGCUGUACUUGGUCACAAUGCCACCUUCAGAUAGGCAGGAUCGCGCGAUAGCCACGCUGAUUGACGAGGACGACGAAGCAGUCAGCAAGGACAGGGGCAGCGUGAAGUUGCGGCCCGCGAUACGUAGUCCUCCGCCAGCCAGAGACGAGCGGCCGGCAUCGACCAGGCGCAUUUCCACCAUCGAGGCCGCGGAAUCCGAAACUAGCAGCGACGUCGGCGUGGCCGAUAAUGCAACGGAGCGGAUGGAUGCACCACAGAUUAUUAUCCAGGCGAAGCCGCAUGGCCCCUGCACGGAAAAGGCCCAGUUUGGCUUGUGCACGAAUGAGAACCACCACGAAUUUUUCUUUGACACCGAGAAGCGAAAGUGCCGUUCCAAAGCCCGGCAGCUGCCUCCCUCUUGCCUUGCUGGUCAGAACCGGUUCAAGUCCUUCAGAGAUUGCAGGCUCGCUUGCCUGGACCAGGUGCCCGAACAAAAGUGCACCGCUGAGCCGGUGUAUCAGAGGUGCACCGCAGAGGACAUCGCGCGGCAGUGGUGGUACCUCAAGGAUGGGAGGUGUCAUUCGUGGAAGUUCCCGAAUUCCAACUGCGUGUCGCCCAGGCUGGCACUGUUCGAGCGCCAGGAGGACUGCCACAACCUGUGCGUAGCGGGGAAGCCCAUCGCUCGACACCCGUCCUGCAGCGAGACGCCCGUGCAGCACGUCUGCACCGCGCUCCAUAUGGUCUACCCGGUGCUGGCUAGGUCCACCCACAAAAGGCUCACCUGCGUCCAGACUGACCACUCGGAACUGAAGUGCCUGACGGGGCCCAAUCGGUUCGAAACCAAGGAGGACUGCCAGAAAGCAUGCCUGCAGGCGUGACCUUCUUGCUACGUCCGACUUCACUGAUAAACUUUUUUGCGCGCUAAAGCUUUGAGCAUAUUGAACGAACUUUGACUGCCGAGUCUGUUGAUUUUAUACUUUAAUCUUCGUUUAUUUUUACGGGAGCUGACUGUCUAGGUUGCGCGUGUUCUGCAGCUGAGCCCAACCGGUAACUUGAACCGAUCGUUUUGGUUGCACAAGUAGAACUCGUUUGGCGCGGUGGCGCUCAGCGUAGCCACGUCGAUAGCAGUAGUGAGUUCGCUCACCCUACACUAAGGUGUAUUACGCGUAAUAAUGCGAGGGCUGUUUAGCGCAACACAUGAUUGAAGUGCACGUUGCCGGAUAGGCGAUUUGCCAUGAAUCCACGACGGUGAGAAUCGGUAAAUUCCAGAGAAAAUUCGAAGACUUUGCAAGUCUUCGUUUGAAGUAUUGUGGAACAGAAUGGCCAAAGUUCCAUGCAUCAUUGCAAUUCAUUAUUUCUGUAGCUUGGUUAACUGAAGAACAAUAUGAUUAAAGAACACCACCCGUGCCUGUACUGCACAAAAUCAUCUCGCGCCAUUUCCGUUGUCGCCUACCUCCCUGAACAUUUGCCGAUUUCAUCAAUACAUUUCUUUUAUAACCCCUUCUUGUAUUUCCCUUUUCCUAAAAUAACGAACACCGAUUUCCUGCUCUUGGUCUAUUCUCGGUCUAUUUUUUAUUCUCCAUUUGCUUUUCUCAAUUUAAGCUAUAGAAUACUAUUUUGUGUUUUCUUUCCAAUUCAGCAUGCCUUUUCGCUUACCAUUUGCAUUUUCAUUGUUCCUUGGGCUCAAGUCAAACGAGUCUGGUCAAAUAAUAAAGUUUAUUCUCUCU